This is a messenger RNA of Calypte anna (Anna's hummingbird), 1008 nucleotides long. RefSeq names its product testis development related protein (gene TDRP). Gene Ontology annotation, biological process: spermatogenesis. Gene Ontology annotation, cellular component: cytosol; nucleus. The transcript has 3 exons. NCBI's taxonomy places the organism in Eukaryota, Metazoa, Chordata, Aves, Apodiformes, Trochilidae. The record is from RefSeq and is a predicted model, not a curated record. Bases 146 to 718 code for a protein of 190 amino acids.
GCGGGGUGACAGCCCUGCCGAGCCGAGCAGUGCCCAGCGAAGCCCAGCUGCCCCGGCCGGGGCUGCGGAGGCAGCGCCCGCUCCCGCCUCGGCCCUCUCGCUGCCGGGAGGAAGAGAGGCGGGAGCCGCCACCCCCGCGCCCGCCAUGUGGAAGCUCAACAAGAGCAGCAAAGUUCUGCUGGACGACUCUCCCGAGGAGGAGGAGACGCGUCCCCGCGGCCCGCCGCCUGCUGCCGCCUGCGCCGCCGCCGCCUUCGCGGCCCCCCAGGUUCAAGGUGCAAGCUUCCGGGGUUGGAAGGAAGUGACAUCUAUGUUCAAUAAAGAUGAUGAACAGCAACUGUUAGCAGGAUGCAAGUCUACAAAAUCCAAAGGAACAAACCUAAAGUUAAAGGAAGAGAUGAAAUCUGAAAAGAAAACAGGUUUUUGGGACAGUUUGGUGAUAAAGCAGAAUGCCUCAUCUAGGAAACCAGAUGAGAUAGAGGGAUGGGAACCGCCUCAGAUUACCACUGCUGAGCCUACCAGUGAUGCAGCAGCUGCUCUAAGUGACUAUACAGCCUGGUCAGGCUGGGAAGAUGAAACCAAAGGCUCCACAAAAUACACAAACCUGGCCAGCUCAGGAAACAGUUCCAGGUGGAGUAUCAAAUCAGCUGGAAAGCUGGUUAGUAUUAGACGUCAAAGCAAAGGUAACCUUACUGACAACUGGGAAGAACUAGAAUGAUACUGGUAAUGUGAAAAACUUCAUAGAUAAGAAGAGAAAGGUUCCAUGAUUUACUCAUAUGUUUAAACCAAAAUUGAAUCUGCUCAAUAUUGCACCUUUAUACAGUACUUUGUUUUAUUCAGAUUGUUACAAAUUAUUGCUCACCUGAUAGUAAAUUUUCUUAUUACAUUGCUAAGUAGCUAUGUUUUCCACACUGAAAAAAGUAGAGAAUCUAUUUUGUGCCUAUAUUUCACAUUCAGACUCUGCAGUAUGUUGGAUUGUCAGUUUUACCAAAAAAAAAAAAAAAAAAA